This is a messenger RNA of Microplitis demolitor, 2389 nucleotides long. RefSeq names its product probable ATP-dependent RNA helicase DDX17. NCBI's taxonomy places the organism in Eukaryota, Metazoa, Arthropoda, Insecta, Hymenoptera, Braconidae. Gene Ontology annotation, cellular component: cytoplasm; nucleus; ribonucleoprotein complex. The coding region runs from base 174 to 1940 and encodes 588 amino acids. The record is from RefSeq and is a predicted model, not a curated record. Gene Ontology annotation, molecular function: RNA helicase activity; ATP binding; RNA binding. The transcript is spliced from 8 exons.
CUCCAUCUUAUUCUAUACUCGAGCGCAUCGAGCGCGUUCGCCUGAUUUGCUAACACUCCGCAAAAUACACACUGUUUUUUUUCUAUAAUAUUUUUUUUUCCAUAAAAAUCUAAAGUUAUUUUAUAUGUCAUCACAACGACUCCGAUAUUUAGUAUAAAAGUGCAAUAAUAAUUAUGGGCCGGUUUAGAAGCCGCAGCCGAGAUCGUGACCGACGUCGCCGAUCUAGAAGUCGUUCGAGAAGCCGAUCACCUCGUGACAGACGUGGUUGGGGAAAUGGCGGUGUGCGAGAUCGAGGUGGAAACAAUCGAGGCGGUCGUAAUCAACCUGGAGCUAGUCUGAGGAAACCACGAUGGGAUUUAGGCCGUCUCGAGCCAUUCAAAAAAGAUUUUUAUGUACCUAGUGACGCUGUAUUAAAUCGUGAUCCUCGUAACAUUGAACAGUAUAGAAGUGAAAAGGAAAUUACGCUCCGAGGUAAAAAUAUUCCCAACCCAGUGUUUAGUUUUGAAGAGGCCGGAUUUCCUGAUUACGUUAUGAAAGAAAUAAAACGUCAGGGUUUCAAAGAUCCUACAUCGAUUCAAGCACAAGGAUGGCCAAUUGCUCUCAGUGGACGUGACAUGGUUGGAAUAGCAUCAACUGGUUCCGGUAAAACUUUGUCGUACAUCCUACCGGCAAUUGUUCAUAUCAACAGUCAGCCGAAACUUCUUCGUAAAGAUGGACCCAUUGCCUUAGUGCUAGCGCCGACUCGCGAACUUGCUCAACAAAUUCAACAGGUCGCGGAUGACUUUGGUCAUACGUCUGGUAUUCGGAACACGUGUUUAUAUGGAGGCGCUCCGAAAAGUUCGCAGGCUCGAGAUCUAGACAGUGGUGUGGAGAUCGUCAUCGCCACUCCUGGGCGGCUGCUCGACUUUCUUGAGUCGGGUCGGACGAAUUUGAAGAGGUGUACAUAUUUAGUUCUAGACGAGGCUGAUCGUAUGUUGGACAUGGGCUUUGAGCCUCAAAUAAGGAAAAUAAUCGAACAAAUUAGACCCGACAGACAGACACUCAUGUGGUCCGCCACGUGGCCGAAAGAAGUUAAAAAUUUAGCGGAAGAUUUUCUUAAAGACUACGCGCAGAUUAAUGUUGGGUCCUUGCAAUUGUCUGCUAACCACAAUAUUCUACAAAUAAUUGACGUUUGUCAAGACUAUGAAAAAGAAACUAAACUAAGCACGCUGUUGAAGGAAAUAAUGGCUGAGAAUGAAAACAAAACAAUUGUGUUCAUUGAAACAAAACGUAGAGUAGAUGAAAUAACGCGGAAAAUGAAACGCGAUGGAUGGCCAGCUGUGUGCAUUCAUGGCGACAAAACUCAGCAAGAACGUGAUUGGGUUUUACAAGAUUUUCGAACUGGUAAGGCUCCGAUUCUUGUAGCAACUGACGUAGCAGCUCGCGGACUUGACGUUGAAGACGUUAAGUUCGUUAUAAACUUUGACUAUCCAUCAUGUUCUGAAGAUUAUGUGCAUCGUAUCGGUCGUACCGGUCGCCGUCAAAAAACCGGAACGGCCUACACAUUUUUUACACCCAAUAAUUCAAAUAAAGCUAAUGACCUAAUACAAGUAUUAAAAGAGGCUAAUCAGGUUAUUAAUCCAAAGCUACUAGAGCUAGUGGAUAGUCGGGCUGGGAUGUUUGGACGACAGAAAGUCGGAUUUAAUUCAGGUGGUAGAAACCGAUGGCGAGCACGUGGCCCUCGGACUGGAAAGGAUCGAAGCUACUCAAGGAGUCGUAGUCGCAGUCGCAGUCGCAGCCGCAGUCGUAGUUUCAGCAAAGAACGAAGCAACGGACGAGGCAGAAGAAGCUACAGCCGAAGUUAUUCGAGAAGCCGAAGUCCUGUGAAUAACCGCUCAGGCAAGUCGUCGGCCAGUCCAACGGAAAUCAUUGGCAAGAGUUAUUGGAGCAGCGAGAGGUGAUCAAUAUCAAAAGAAUCUCAGCAUUAAUUAACGCGAAGACUCAGUACUGCGCUAAUUGAUUCGCGUAAAUUAUCUUUACUGCGACAACAUCAGCACAAUAAUAUUUUUUAUUUGAUAUUAUACAAGUCGAUUAACUUCAAUUGUCAGUUUUAAUGUCGUGUAUUUUAUUUAAUAAUUAUGGACAUUUUUAUAAAAAAUCUUUGAAAUUUUAUUAUAUAUUUUUUUUUAUUCUUAUCAAUUUUAUUUUAUUCAAAUAAUUAUUUUGAUGAAUGAAAAACCGCGCAUAUAAUUUUAAUACUUUUAUUUUACUCGACAUAUUUUUAGGAAUGUAUUAUUUUAAUAAAUUAAUUUAGCUACUAAUUAUUCAUUCCUGUGUAUUUAGAUACUUAAAAAAAAUGACGAUAAUAAUAAUAAUAAAUUCAAUAAUUGUACAGUAUUUAAUUGAAUUU